Cynara cardunculus var. scolymus (artichoke) is the source of this 2079-nucleotide messenger RNA. RefSeq lists its product as uncharacterized. The record is from RefSeq and is a predicted model, not a curated record. NCBI's taxonomy places the organism in Eukaryota, Viridiplantae, Streptophyta, Magnoliopsida, Asterales, Asteraceae.
AUGGAAAGAAUGGAUCAUUUGCAGGUGUCUUUACAAAAAGGAGAUGAUGAGGGGUCAAAAAUAACUCAAGACAAUCGAAGAAAUAGAAAUAGAGUUGACAACAAUCUUGGUAGCAUGAAGAUGAAGAUUCCAUCUUUUCAAGGUAAGAGCGACCCAGAGGCAUAUAUGGAAUCGGAAACAAAAGUAGAGAAUGUGUUUGGAGUUCAUAACUAUUCCGAAGAUAAAAAGGUAAAGCUUGUUUCCAUUGAAUUUUCUAGUUAUGCUAUAACAUGGUGGGACAAGUUGGCUUUGUCUAGAAGGAGAAAUGGGGAACAACCUGUUAAUACAUGGGAAGAAAUGAAGGCUGUUAUGAGAAGGCAUUUUGUCCCACCCUAUUACUAUCAUGAUUUGUUCAAUCGGCUUCAAAACAUCACACAACGAUCAAGAUCUAUGGAGGAAUAUUAUCAAGAGAUAUAAAUGGUGAUGGCAAGGGCGAGUAUUCAAGAAGAUCUCAAAGCCACCAUGGUCAGAUUUUUGGGAGGCCUUCAAAAAGAAAUUGCUGAUGUGGUGGAGUUGCAACACUACAUAGAUUUGGAAGAAAUGUUUCACAUGGCUGAAAAGAGCCAAAGCGAAGAUGAUGAUGAUGGCAACAACACAGCAUAUGAAGAUGACAAUGAACUAAAGAUGUGCAGCCAAGAAGUACCUAAAAAAUUGCCACCAAUUCUAGGUAUAGAACAUCAAAUCGAUUUGGUUCCCGGUGCCACUAUUCCAAAUAUACCAGCUUAUAGAGCCAAUCAGGAGAAGACAAAGGAGUUUCAAAAGGCGGUUAACAAAAUCACCAUCAAAUAUCGUCAUCCAAUCCCUAGAUUAGAUGACAUGUUUGAUGAGUUCCAUGGAGCCAAAAUCUUUACCAAGGUUGAUCUUAAAUCUGGUUAUCACCAAAUUAGAAUCAAAGAAGAUGAUGAAUGGAAGACCACUUUUAAAAAAAUUGGCCUUUACGAGUGGUUGGUUAUGCCUUUUGGCUUAACUAAUGCACCCAAUAAUUUUAUGAGGCUUAUGAAUCAUGUUUUGAGUUAUUUGAAAAUCUCAACAAGUGCACAUUUUUGUGUGGAAGAAAUUUUUAUUCUUGAGUGUGAUGCUUCAGGAAUUGGAAUUGGAGCUAUUUUGCUUCAAGGAGGCCAACCCAUUGCGUAUUUUGGUCAGAAUUUAAACGGUGCCACCUUGAACUAUCCAACCUAUGAUAAGGAGUUGUAUACGGUUGUGUGAGCCUUGGAGACAUGGGAACACUAUCUUAGGCGUAAGGAAUUUGUGAUUAUCACUGAUCAUGAAUCUCUUAAGUAUUUGAAAGGCCAAAGGAAUCUGCACAAAAGGCAUGCUAGAUGGAUAUCUUUCAUAGAGACAUUUCCAUACAUUGUGCGUUAUAAGAAACGUGAGGCUCAUAGUGGAGGGUUGAUGGGUCACUCAUCCACCAGUUUUUCUCUACUUGAGGUUGUUUAUGGCUUUAAUCCUACAACACCUUUAGAUUUAUCUCCUUUGUCUGUCAAAAAACAAAUAAAUUUAAUGCAAGUACGUGAAAAUAUUGAAAGGAAAACUAAAAAAUACGUACAAGAAGCCAACAGGGGGCCUAAAAUUGUGUUCGAACCUGGUGAUUGGGUAUGGGUUCAUAUGAGGAAGGAAAGGUUUCUAGCUUCAAGACUCACCAAAUUACAUCCACGUGGUGAUGGAGGUGAUGGACCAUUUCAAGUAGUGGCUCGUGUUAAUGAUAAUGCCUACAAGCUUGAUUUACCCGGUGAUUAUGGUAUAAGUGCAACUUUUAAUGUUUAUGAUUUGUCUCCAUUAGAUUUUGAUCUAGGUGGUCUCGAUUCGAGGACGUAUCGAUCUGAAGAGGGAGGGGAUGAUGAAAACCUUAUCGAAGAAAAAGGAGACAAGCGUAAUGGAAAUUCAAAGCUCGAUGGAAACUCGUGUGAAGUUGAUCCAAUGACACGUGCAAGGAGAAAGCGGAUGCAAGAAGCUGUGUCUAAUCUCAUUAUUUCAGCCCCUUUGGACGACAACCAAGACCCCAAGCCCAAUUGGAUAAACUAUCUUGUGUUCUUGGGCUAA